Messenger RNA from Cicer arietinum (chickpea), 2600 nucleotides. Its product is annotated as protein NPG1-like. Gene Ontology annotation, molecular function: protein binding. Lineage: Eukaryota; Viridiplantae; Streptophyta; Magnoliopsida; Fabales; Fabaceae. The record is from RefSeq and is a predicted model, not a curated record.
AUUAGUAAAUAAAUAAAUUUCAAAGGAAAGAAAGACAAAACAAAAAAUAAACAAACUGACUCAUCUGCAGAAAUAGGAUCACCAAAAACUUCGAAACAAACAAACAAUUCUUACGUUCGACAAACCCAGCAGCAAGCAACGUCGCUGUUUCAACCCACAUUGUUUUCUUCGAGGCUUAAGGUGGUGGUGAUGAUUGAAUGAUGGAGUCUAAUGAAAACCAGCGCGUUUCGGUUCGAGAGGUUUGUGCAAAUGGAAAUUGCAUGAAAACAACCGAAGUUGAAGCUAAGCUUGAUCAAGGAAAUAUUCAAGAUGCAGAAACCGCAUUGCGAGAAGGUUUGUCGCUUAGUUUUGAGGAAGCAAGAUCUCUUCUCGGAAAAUUAGAGUAUCAAAGAGGUAAUAUUGAAGGUGCUCUUCGUGUGUUUGAUGGGAUUGAUCUUAAAGCAGCCAUACAGCGACUGCUACCUUCCCUUUCGGAAAAGACACCCGUCAAGAAAGGUCCCGCUCGUUCCGAUUCACCCUCUUCAGUCUCUCAGCAUGCCGCUAGUUUGGUGCUUGAAGCCAUCUACCUAAAAGCCAAGUGUCUACAAAAACAAGGGAAAUUUAAUGAAGCUGUUAAUGAAUGCAAACAUGUUCUUGAUGCUGUUGAGAAGAUAUUCUCUCAGGGUAUACCCGAUACUCAAGUGGACAAUAAAUUGCAGGAGAUAGUCAGCUGUGCAGUAGAGCUCCUUCCAGAGCUUUGGAAACAGGCCGGUUCCUAUGACGAGGCAAUGUCUUCUUAUAGGCACGCGCUUCUUAGUCAAUGGAACCUUGAUAAUGAAUGCUGCGCAAGAAUUCAAAAAGCAUUUGCCGUGUUCUUGCUAUACAGUGGUGUGGAGGCAAGUCCGCCUAGUUUUGCAGUUCAGAUUGAAGGGUCUUAUGUACCUAAAAGUAAUCUAGAAGAGGCGAUUCUUCUUCUUAUGAUUCUUUUGAGGAAGUUUAGCUUAGGUAAGAUAAAAUGGGAUCCUUCAAUUAUGGAACACUUAACGUUUGCACUUUCGGCGUGUGGCCAAACUUCUAUUUUGGCAAAGCAAUUCGAAGAGUUGAUGCCUGGUGUCUAUCAUCGUAUUGACCGUUGGAAUUCUAUAGCUCUAUGUCAUAGUGGAGCUGGACAAAAUAAAAGUGCUUUGAAUCUCCUAAGGAAGUCUUUGCACAAGCAUGAACGACCGGAUGAUGUUAUAGCGUUGUUGUUGGCUGCAAGGAUUUGCAGCGAGGAUCCUCAUCUUGCUGCCGAGGGAUCAGAAUAUGCACAGAGGGCAAUUGAUAAAGCUCAUGGCUUAAAUGAGCAUUUGAAAGGUGUUGGUCUCCGGAUGCUAGGACUUUGCCUUGGAAAGCAAGCUAAUGCUGCUACAUCCGAUUUCGAAAGGUCUAUGCUUCAGUCGAAAGCUUUGGAAUCAUUGGAGGAGGCAGUUAGAUUAGAGCAAAACAAUUUUGAUCUAAUUUUUGAAUUGGCUAUUCAAUAUGCUAAGCAUCGAAAUUUGGCUGUUGCUUUACGCUAUGCCAAGCAGUUCUUCGACAAAACUGGUGGCUCCAAAUUGAAAGGUUGGAGAUUGCUUGCUCUGGUUUUGUCUGCACAGAAAAGAUUUUCAGAGGCUGAAGUGGUGACUGAUGCUGCUGUAGACGAGACCGCAAAAUGGGAGCAGGGGCCUCUAUUCAGACUAAAAGCCAAGCUGAAGAUCUCCCAAUUACGACCUAUGGAUGCGAUUGAGAUUUACCGGUACCUUCUUGCAUUGGUUCAAGCCCAGAAGAAAUCCUUUGGACCUCAAACACUUAGUUCACAGGACGAGGAUGAUAAAAUAAGUGAAUUUGAUGUUUGGCAUGGUCUAGCAGAUUUAUAUGCAAGCCUUUCACAUUGGAAAGAUGCUGAAAUCUGUUUGCAAAAGGCUAGAGAGUUGAAGGAAUACUCGGCAGCAACAAUACAAACCGAAGGUGUCGUGUUUGACGGUCGUGGAAAAAACGACGAAGCUCUUGCUGCUGCGGCUAAUGCUGUCAUGGUUGAACCAAACCAUGUUCCAAGCAAGAUCUUGAUGAGUUCUUUGAUGCUUAAAAUGGGUUCCAAAGCAUUACCUGUUUCAAGGAGCUUACUUUCUGAUGCACUUAGAAUAGAACCGGCUAAUCGCAUGGCUUGGUAUUAUUUAGGAUUAACUCACAAGGAUGACGGUCGAAUAAACGAUGCUGCUGACUGCUUCCAAGCAGCUUCCAUGCUUGAAGAAUCUGAUCCCAUUGAAAGCUUCAGCUCUAUGCUUUGAAUGGAUUCAUUUCAAAUGCUUGUACCAUUUUCUUAUCAGUUUUUCAAAUGUAUUAUUAUUAUUUUUUAUUUUAAAUUCUUGGCAAUCAGAAAAUAGACUUAAGAAAAAUAUUUGAAUUAAAAUAUUCAUUAGGUAAUAAGGAGAUGAGAAGGAGGGUUGUCUUAUUCGGGUGGCAGAUGAAUUGUAGAAAAAAGAAACAAUUUUGUAUUUAAUUUUUUGAUGCGGCUCAGUUGCUUCUCAGCCUUGUAAAUGUACAUUCACUCCAUUAAUUUAUUCACCCCUGUAUUGCAUGAGUGCACUAUGUAAUUUGAACCA